AUGUGGCAGAAAGUCCAAUUAUUCUACCAGGGGAUUCUGGAAAAUGGAGACAAAAGGACAGACAGCUGGCUGCUGGUCUACUCUCCUGUGCCAAUUACCUGCAUCUUCCUGAGCUACCUGGUCAUUAUAUGGGUCGGGCCAAAGCUGAUGGCCAAGAGGCAACCAGUCAACCUUAAACCAGUGCUGAUAGUUUACAACUUUGCCAUGGUCUGCCUGUCUGCCUACAUGUUCUAUGAGUUCACAGCCUCGUCCUGGUUGGCCAGAUACAGUCUGCUGUGCCAGCCAGUCGACUACAGCGACAGCCCAGUGGCCAUGAGGAUGGCCAGAGUGUGCUGGUGGUUCUACUUCUCCAAAGUUAUAGAGCUCAGUGACACCAUGUUUUUCAUCCUGAGGAAGAAGAACAGUCAGCUGACCUUCCUCCAUGUCUACCAUCACGCCACCAUGAUCUUCAACUGGUGGGCCGGGGUUAAAUAUGUGGCUGGGGGCCAGUCCUUCCUGAUAGGUUUGAUUAACUCCCUGGUCCACGUGGUGAUGUAUUUGUACUACGGUCUGGCGGCUCUGGGACCGAACAUGGCCAAAUAUUUGUGGUGGAAACGGUACCUCACCUCCCUGCAGCUGCUCCAGUUUUUCAUCGUAACCAUCCACACCACCUACAACAUGUUUGCAGACUGCAACUUCCCCGACUCCAUGAACGCGGUCGUGUUGGCCUAUUCUCUGAGCCUCAUCGCUCUCUUCAGCAACUUCUACUACCGCAGCUACCUCGUCCAGAAGAGGACCAAGGAAACUUAA
This is a messenger RNA of Stegastes partitus (bicolor damselfish), 789 nucleotides long. It is a transcript of the gene elovl8a, whose product is annotated as ELOVL fatty acid elongase 8a. The coding region runs from base 1 to 789 and encodes 262 amino acids. The record is from RefSeq and is a predicted model, not a curated record. Gene Ontology annotation, biological process: fatty acid elongation, polyunsaturated fatty acid; very long-chain fatty acid biosynthetic process; fatty acid elongation, monounsaturated fatty acid. Gene Ontology annotation, cellular component: endoplasmic reticulum membrane. The transcript is spliced from 7 exons. NCBI's taxonomy places the organism in Eukaryota, Metazoa, Chordata, Actinopteri, Pomacentridae. Gene Ontology annotation, molecular function: fatty acid elongase activity.